Phycodurus eques (leafy seadragon) is the source of this 2444-nucleotide messenger RNA. RefSeq names its product GATA binding protein 2a (gene gata2a). Lineage: Eukaryota; Metazoa; Chordata; Actinopteri; Syngnathiformes; Syngnathidae. The record is from RefSeq and is a predicted model, not a curated record. Gene Ontology annotation, biological process: positive regulation of angiogenesis; positive regulation of miRNA transcription; cell fate commitment. The coding region runs from base 257 to 1630 and encodes 457 amino acids. The transcript has 6 exons. Gene Ontology annotation, molecular function: zinc ion binding; DNA-binding transcription factor activity, RNA polymerase II-specific; RNA polymerase II cis-regulatory region sequence-specific DNA binding. Gene Ontology annotation, cellular component: nucleus.
CAUUAACGAUCCCGAGCGGUGCGCGGAUCAGGAGGCUGACACGUCCAAGCCGCAGUCAGCUGAUCGAAAACGGCAACAGGUAAUAACUACGAGCUGGGGGGAAAAAAGAAGACGGUAUUGUCUGAGGAUUCUUUUUUUUUUUUUUUUUUUUUUCCUGAAUAAAGUCGAUCGAGACUUUUAGAGCGCACUGGGACCUUUUUUUUUUUUUUAUUUAUAUUUUUUUUUAAUCAAGAGGAUUAAACUUCCAUUGGAGGACAUGGAGGUCGCAGCGGCAGAUCAGUCCCGAUGGAUGGCGCACCACCACGCCGUGCUCAACGGCCAGCACCCGGACUCGCACCAUCACGGUCUCAGCCACAACUACAUGGAGCCCAUGGCGCCUUUGUUGCCCCAAGACGAAGUAGACAUGUUUCUGAACCACUUGGACUCUCAGGGGAACCCCUACUACACCAAUUCUCGGGCCAGGGUCACCUACAGCCAAGCGCACGCUCGCCUCGCCGGGAAUCAGGUCUGCCGACCACACCUCAUCCACAGCCCCGGUAUCCCCUGGCUGGAUCCCGGAAAGGCAGCCCUGUCCGCCGCCCACCACCAUAACGCAUGGGCGGUGAGUCACUUCAGCAAACCCGGCCUGCACCCAACCAGCUCCGGCUACCCCUGCAGCAGCAACACCGGCACGGCCCCGGUGUCCUCGCUCACUCCGGCGACCCACUCCAGCCCGCACCUCUACAGUUUCCCCCCUACCCCGCCCAAAGACGUGUCUCCGGACCCCGGGCCCACGUCGCCCACCUCCACGUCGACCAGGAUGGACGAGAAGGAGUCCCUCAAGUACCAAGUGCAGCUGACGGACGGAAUGAAGAUGGAGAGCUGCAGCCCUCUGCGCGGCGGCCUGGCGUCGAUGAACGGCCAGGGCCCGGCCACGCACCACCCCAUCCCCACGUACCCGGCCUACCCUCUGCACACGCACCACGAGUACAGCGGCAGUCUCUUUCACCCCGGCAGCCUGCUGGGCUCGUCGUCCGGCUUCACGCCAAAGUGCAAAAGCAAAGCCCGGUCGACCUCAGAGGGCCGUGAAUGUGUGAACUGCGGUGCCACCUCCACUCCUCUGUGGCGGCGGGAUGGUACCGGCCACUACCUGUGCAACGCCUGCGGACUGUACCACAAGAUGAACGGCCAGAACCGACCGCUCAUCAAGCCCAAACGUAGACUGUCUGCUGCUCGACGUGCAGGCACCUGCUGCGCAAACUGCCAGACCACCACCACCACCCUGUGGAGGCGCAAUGGCAAUGGAGACCCAGUGUGCAACGCCUGCGGACUUUACUUUAAACUGCACAACGUCAACAGACCGCUGACAAUGAAGAAAGAAGGCAUCCAGACGCGAAACCGCAAGAUGUCGAGCAAGUCCAAGAGGAACAAGCGACCGAGCGACGGCUUCGAAGAGCUGACCAAGUGCAUGCAGGACAAGGCCUCUCCCUUUGGCGCUGCCCCCGGUCUCACAAGCCACAUGACCCACAUGGGUCACUUACCCCCCUUCAGCCACCCGGGACACAUGCUGCCGACUCCCACGCCCAUUCACCCUUCAUUCGGCCCCCACCACCACACCAACCGCUCGCCGGUUUGGGCAGAGCCCCACUGAACUUUUCUUCCUGUCUGAGCCACCAUGUUGCCAUUAUCAUUAAAGGCCCACCCUCCCUCACAAUAAGCCGGAAGCUCAGCAGACUUGUCGCGUCAUGUACAGCGCUUGUAGCCGAGCAGCGCUCAGUUGGACUUAAUAACUGCACGGCAAGUCCAGUGGGACCCCACGGAUGGAAAAAUACAGGGAGCGGGACUUUGGCGGACUCUGUGAGGAGCUUUGCGUGUUCUCUGCGACUAAGGAUUGCAGGAAUGGAGAGAGAAUGGCGAUGCUUGUCAUUCUUUCCGCUUAGUCAAGUCGCUCUGGUACCCACCUCUCCUCAAGCCUCACGAGAGGUCUUAUAAAGUUGUCUCUUCACCUCAUUUCCUUAUAUUCUGACACAUGUGCACCCUCCCUAGCCCUUCAUGUGCGUCGGCGCUGGAAAUGAAGACGUGGCUGGACACAAGCAGCGACACAAACCCGUGCUCUCUUCACAUGCUGGAUUGUGCACCAACACAAUAGUCACCCAUUUUUAAGAAUGGCCUUUUAUGGAAAAAAAAGACACAGUAAAUAGAGUGUUUAUAAAUGCUUAAUUGCUAUUAUGGUUGUUAUAUUUGAUGUUAUAAUUAUUGCUACAAUAAUUUAUUUUCACUCUUUAAGCUUUUGUCAAAAACAUAUGGAAAAUGUUCUGAGUCGUAUUUCAUGGUUAUGACGCGACAGAAAACACUGACUUAUAGAUGAAAAUUCCCCGAGCUGUACGUUUUUAUCAUUUUUCCAUCUCACAAAAAGUGACGAAAAUAAAGUUUAUUACUUAAACGGUAUGUCACUGCUACUUAAA